Poecilia latipinna (sailfin molly) is the source of this 4349-nucleotide messenger RNA. It is a transcript of the gene kcnj10a, whose product is annotated as potassium inwardly rectifying channel subfamily J member 10a. The transcript is spliced from 6 exons. Gene Ontology annotation, molecular function: inward rectifier potassium channel activity. The record is from RefSeq and is a predicted model, not a curated record. Gene Ontology annotation, cellular component: plasma membrane. Bases 997 to 2304 code for a protein of 435 amino acids. Gene Ontology annotation, biological process: potassium ion import across plasma membrane; regulation of monoatomic ion transmembrane transport. NCBI's taxonomy places the organism in Eukaryota, Metazoa, Chordata, Actinopteri, Cyprinodontiformes, Poeciliidae.
AAGAUGCCAAGCACACAACAAGAAAAGGCCCCAUAACCCCCCAUUUUUUUUUGGGGGGGGGGGGGGGGGGGUUGUAAAUAUCUUUGUUCCAGUGCAACAACUUCCAGGCUCGUAUCUUAGACCCAUCAAACGUUUUGCAACGAGAAAGUUGACAAAGGCUGAAACAGCGGAGGAGGCUCGUCCAACAAAGAGGCCCAUUUACCGCGUACAGUGAGGGAGAGCGGCUGGGAGGGAGGGUAGGAGGAGAGUUGAAUUAAUGAAUUAAAAAUGUCGCAAAAAAAAAAAAAACACAAUAAAACAAAACACAAAACAGUGGCCAUCUGAACGCUUUUGGGCUUAUGUAGCAGGGGUAUGCCUGGUGUGAUGUCGAUGUGUGUGUGUGUGUGUGUGUGUGAGGGGUCCUCGGAGGAGUGGACUGCCCGGGCUUUUUUAAGGUCUCCCUGAGUGGACACACAGGGCGCGCUCUCUCGCUCUCCCUGCUUCGCAAGCAAGAAGAAAAAGUGCAAACUGUCCUCAUCCGAUUACAUAAUGAUCCAGUAACAGUGAGCCGGAACCGGUGCUGCCAGUGCCAGUGCGCAGGGAGACACUGACUAGCUGCUGGGUAAUCGUCAACCAGGUCUGACCGGGUUCAAGUUUUUUUUUUUUUUAUUUGCUGAGAAAUUUUUCCUUUAGCCCCUUUUUUUUUUCCCAAAAUUUUUUUUGUUUUCUCAGAUGCACAGGAUGACUUCGACGUAGCGUCGCCAGAGCAAACAAUGCAAUGCAACGGUGAAAAGUGACGUUUAAAACAUGUGUGAACCGUCAACAAGUGCAACCCGGUCGAGACCCUGAAGUUUUGCAGCAAUUUUUUAUUGUUUUUUUUCUAAGUCAUACAUACAAGCAAAAUACAUCUCAGUCGUUUUUUUUUUUUUUUUUUUUUUGCAUGUUUGCUGGACGGUGAAGCUGUCCAAGCUGCACUCAAAGCAAACAUCCAUAGCAAGUCAACAGAAAGUGCCAGCCAUGACUUCAGCCACUCCCCCGUCCUCCGAAGGCUCCUCCCCGCAGAAAGUGUGCCAUUCCCAGACGCAGACGGACAUCAGCAAGCCCCUGUUGAGCUCCACGGGGGGAAGCGGGGCCCCUGCCGCCGGCGGGGGGGAAACGGGAGGGCCAAACGCGCUGCGCAGGAGACGCAGAGUCCUCUCCAAAGAUGGACGGAGCAACGUCCGCAUCGAGCACGUCAGCGGCAGAGGGGCCCUGUACCUCCGUGACCUCUGGACGACGUUCCUGGACAUGCAGUGGCGCUACAAGUUCUUUUUUUUCUCUGCUACUUUCGCUGGGACGUGGUUCCUGUUUGGGGUGCUUUGGUACCUGGUGGCCCUUGUGCACGGAGACCUGCUCGAGUUCGACCCGCCGUCCAAUCACACGCCGUGUGUGAUGGAGGUGAAGACGUUGACCGGAGCCUUCCUCUUCUCCCUGGAAUCGCAGACCACGAUUGGCUAUGGCUUCCGGUGCAUAACAGAGGAGUGUCCCGUAGCUAUAGUCCUCCUCAUUGUUCAGCUGGUCAUCACCAUGGUGAUGGAGAUUUUCAUCACUGGGACCUUUCUUGCAAAAGUUGCUCGUCCCAAGAAGAGAGGCGAGACGGUGAAGUUCAGUCAACACGCCGUUGUGUCGUUUCACGAGGGCCGGCCCUGCCUGAUGAUCCGAGUGGCCAACAUGCGCAAAAGCCUGCUGCUGGGAUGUCAGGUGACGGGGAAGCUGCUCCAAACGUCUCUGACCAAGGAGGGUGAAACGGUGCGGCUGGACCAGCGCAACGUGCCCUUCCAGGUGGACACGUCCAGCGACAGCCCCUUCCUCAUCAUACCCCUGACGUUCUACCACAUCAUCGACGAGAACAGCCCCCUCAGAGCCUGGGCAGCAAAGGGCGGAGGCUGGGCAGACCCUGAACUGGCCGACUUUGAACUGCUGGUGAUCAUGAGCGCCACGGUCGAACCCACGUCCGCCACCUGCCAGGUCCGAACGUCGUACCUUCCGGACGAGAUCCUCUGGGGCUACGAGUUCCCGCCCGUCGUCUCCCUCUCCCCGUCGGGGAAAUACGUGGCCGACUUUGCCUUCUUCGACAAAGUGGCAAAAACCAAGACGUCUCCCUUCCGCAAGCAGCCGUCGUCACCGAACGACAGAACGGAGACGCGCCAAAACGGCGCCAGAGAAGACGACGUGAGCCGGGAGAGGCUCAUACUGGAGGAGAACUACAAGGGGAAAGAAAAGAAGCGGGAGCGGGGGCGCGUAAGAGACAGCAGCCCACUGAGCGUUCGCAUCAGCAACGUAUGAAGCGCAAAACAGGAAGCUGUGGGAGGAAAUGGCAGAGAGAUGAGGAGAAGGAGAGGAAUUGUAUGCUGCUAUACGACAUUGCACCCUCCCCCACACACAGCCAGUAUUCACCUUCUACACACCAACAUGUGGACCACAAGGCAGGAAGCACCUGAGCACCACAGCAUUUCCUCAGAACGACAAGCCUGUAAACAAUAAACAAGCCUUAGACGGAGGACGCCUGACUAGUACAAGCUUACAGCAGGAUUUAAAUGUGUUUUAUAAACACAAUUUAAAUAAUAUGUGAUGUAAUGUACGAGGCCGCUCUGUUAAAAUGUGGUGUUUGUCCAUUCUUCUCUCGGAGAUGAAGUAUUUCUACACAAGAGAAAGGGACGAACAGUACCAAGAAAACUCUUUGAGUUUGUUGUGUGUAUUACUGAAUCGCAGUACUGUGUUUAAAGGCUCCGUUAUGCACAAACGCAUGAUGCUACAUGCUAUGUCGCAUGCUACAUGCUACACGCUAGCUUGCAUGUAGCAUCAUGGGACAUAGCACGGGACAAGGAAGGGGGCAUGCGCCAUCUAAAUGUUCAGCUCUUAUUUUCCCAUAAUUCACUGUUUUGCACUUAUUGCAGCACACUGGACCUUUCAAGGACUACCUGGAACGACUUGUGUCAGUAAGUAUGACGUCUAUGUGUCAUUUUAAGGGACUGUAUCAUAUUUUAUUACACUCUUAACAGCAUUAACCAUAACAUGUUCGUCCUCGAUGACUGUCAUGGGUUAAAUGAGUUUAGUCAUUUUACUAAAAGAAAGCACUUUAACUGGAAAUGAAAGUUUUUCCUCCCAAACAAGCAAUAACAAAACUAACCUCAUUGUUGUGUUAAAUGAUUAAAAUGUGUAUUUUCACCAGCUGAUGUUCUGUGGGGAUGAGAUAAUGGUUUUUUUUUAAUUUUUUUUUUUUAUGAAGCUUUUUGGGAUCUGUUUUAAAACGUAUGUACAGCUCGUGUAAAUAUAUUUCUCCUUUGUGCUUCCAUUUGGUAUAAACGGUUCAUUGGCUGUUUAACAUUUUAACUCUGUGAAGUACCUACUGUAAUGUCUGUCUUUCUACUGCUGACAUUUUGUUUCAAUGUUCAUGUCAGAAUGAAAAUGAAACACUUUGAACAAACCUUAAAGCACCAUUAACCUUAAAAUAAUAUGGUACUUUGUCAAAGAGGCCAUAUUAAUGUUUAGUUUUUUACAUCCAGGAUAUUGUAAGGGAACAAAAAUUUCCCAAAAAUCGUGAAAUUAGUUGGAAAACAUUUCCUUUCAGAAAGGCUUUGGGCCAAUAUUCCCAUAAUCAUAACUACACGUUGCCAUGUUCUCACUUGAUUAAAUUUUUCAUUCACCAUUCAUAAGUAAAAAAAGAAAUGUAUGUAUCGUUUUAGAAAUGUCAUUUUCAUUAAACCCUUUGUUCUACACCAAAUAAUCUUUAGUUACUUUUGGUUUAAGUUCCCUAUGGACCAAUUGACUGUAAAGAAAUAUAUGAAAAUAUCACGUCGCAUUAAACUAAAACUAGUGGCAUCCCUCUUGUAGACAUUAUUUAUUGCAGUCAUAAAAUUACACAUUUGGUGGACUACAAAUAGAUUGUAGAAAAUUACUUUGAAAGGAGUUGUUAAAGGGUGAAUCCAGAAACAUCUCAUGAGAAACAACUCCAUUUUGUGCCUGAAGAAGUUGGGGAUGAAAAUAUGAAAUGUCUGCUGGGGGAAAACCAAAAGUAAGCAAAUAAAUAAACAGCUAAACAACAAAAAGCCAAAUAUCUUAAUAAUAAUAAUACUAAUAAUAAGCAGUGUGCUGGUUUAAAAACAUCCCAGUAAAGUCAACUUUUGCGACACUCGUUUUACGUCCACUUGAUAAAAUCACAAGACUGCCUGCCUUUCCGUCAACGACAAACGACUGCUGAAAAUGUUUCAGGCUGAACGUUGUCCUGGUUUCUGCAUCAGAAUGUGUUCAAUAAAUUAAUCCUGGAAGCUCUCUGCUCAAACUGUCGAUGUAACUUUAAGUGCCUCAUUUAAUAAAUGUUUUAUUUGCAA